This is a messenger RNA of Trichosurus vulpecula (common brushtail), 1386 nucleotides long. Its product is annotated as V-type proton ATPase subunit S1-like. The coding region runs from base 1 to 1386 and encodes 461 amino acids. The record is from RefSeq and is a predicted model, not a curated record. Gene Ontology annotation, cellular component: proton-transporting V-type ATPase complex. Lineage: Eukaryota; Metazoa; Chordata; Mammalia; Diprotodontia; Phalangeridae. The transcript has a single exon.
AUGUCGGUGGGCGGGCCUCUGGCGUUGCUGCUAGCGCUUCUAGUCUCUGCCAAGUCGGUGGCUGCUAAGCAGCAAGUGCCUUUGGUGCUCUGGUCGAGUUCUCGUGAUUUGUGGGCUCCGCUUGAAAAUACCCACCAAGGUCACAUCACUACGGACAUCCAGCUCUCCGCUUACCUAGACCGUGCCGUGGAGAAGGGACCCCGAAACGUGCUGCUGUUCCUGCAGGAAAAACUAAGCAUCGAGGAUUUCACCAUAUAUGGUGGUGUGUUUGGCGACAAGCAAGAUAGUGCUUUCUCUAACCUGGAGAAUGCUCUGGAAUUGGCUCCCUCUUCCUUGAUCCUGCCUUCAGUGGAUUGGUAUGCAGCCAGUACUUUGACCUCUUACCUGAAGGAGAAGUUGGGAGCUAGUCCCCUACAUGUGGACCAGGCCACUCUGAGGGACCUGAAGCUCAAUGGUACCCUUCCUGCUCUUCUCCUUCUGAGACUGCCAUAUACCUCCAGUCCUGGCUUGAUAGCUCCUAAAGAAGUACUCACAAGCAACGAUGAGAUCAUUGGGCAGGUGAUGAGCACAUUCAAGUCAGAAGGUAUACCCUAUACAGCCAUACUGACCACUGUUGGGCCAGCCCGGGUGGUUCGAGACUUGUCGAUUUUGUCUGGGGGUAUGGGGUGGCGCCCCCUUCGGGAGGGUGAAAAUGUGAGUGACUAUUUGACGACUCCAUCACCCUCAAUGGGUACCCUGCGGCCAGUGAGCUACAGUGAUGGAGAGCCUCGCAUCCUCUUCUGGGCCAAGAGCUUCACAGUGACCCAUUACGGUAGCUCAAGUGACCUGACUGAACUCACCUUUGGAACCCCAACACUCAACCUGACAGGCUCCAGCUGGAACAGCUCCUUUGCCCAGCUUGUGCUGACAUAUGACAAUGUCUUUGGCUCAUUCCUGACAAUCAAAUUUAUCCUGAGCAAUCAUUUCUACCCUGUUUCUGCCCGAAAUUGGUUCACCAUGGAUCGCUUAGAGAUCCACAUCAACAGAUCACUGGUUGUCUUCAAUUUCUCACAUGUCACAGCACCCAGCAUCUAUUCCUUCCACUGCCAGUAUGUUAGCACCCAACGUUCAAAGGAAGGAAUCCUAAUGUCUUCACUGAGUCCCUCUGCCUGGGAUGUGACUUUCCAGAAUUUCCAGAUUCAGGCCUUCAACUGCACUGGUAAAAAGUUCUCCUAUGCAAGUGACUGCGCUGGCUUCUUCUCCCCUGCCAUCUGCAUGGGGCUGGUUUCCUUUCUCCUCAUGCUUUUCACCUUCUUGUAUGGCCUGCACAUGCUCUUCAAUCUCAAGACCAUGGAUCGCUUUGAUGACUCAAAGGGGAAGACUUUCUUUGUGCCUCUGGUGGACUGA